GAAUAAAUGUCAUGAGGCUUGUUAUCAAUCUUUGGCUCUGAUGUGAUCUAAAAUCUGCUUCUGAGAUGGCAUUACUGGAGGUAUAAGCUGUUCUUUUACAAGAUACCCAUGCAGGUGACAACAACAGAUGUGUCAUCUGCGUAUUGGACCUUAUGGCCAGAUAGUUUCAAGUCGUUAAUAUGUACAAUGAAGAGUAGUAGUACCAGGACUGAUCCCCGUGCAGCUCCUAAAUGGACAUUGUAUGCGGCUGAGCAGCGACCACUGACUUUUGUCAUGAGUUUUCUGUUUGAAAAGAACAAGACCAUAAAUAUAGAACUUUUAUACAGGGUGACUUUGAAGUUGAGUCAUUAAUUUUCAGAUAAUGAUUGUAGAAGGAAGAUAAACCAAAAUAUGUG
Messenger RNA from Acanthoscelides obtectus, 395 nucleotides. The record is from the annotation of a GenBank genome assembly. NCBI's taxonomy places the organism in Eukaryota, Metazoa, Arthropoda, Insecta, Coleoptera, Chrysomelidae.